Messenger RNA from Trametes versicolor FP-101664 SS1, 1598 nucleotides. RefSeq names its product UROD/MetE-like protein. The record is from RefSeq and is a predicted model, not a curated record. Bases 126 to 1325 code for a protein of 399 amino acids. NCBI's taxonomy places the organism in Eukaryota, Fungi, Basidiomycota, Agaricomycetes, Polyporales, Polyporaceae. The transcript is spliced from 7 exons. Gene Ontology annotation, molecular function: zinc ion binding; 5-methyltetrahydropteroyltriglutamate-homocysteine S-methyltransferase activity.
CGGCGGCCGCCUGAGAAUUUGCGCGCAUCCGCUCUUCCGCCUCUCUCUCCUGCCAAUUUGCCUCUCGCUGCGUCUGCUUCAACUUGCCUAUCUGUCGCACUUGCUUGCCCGCGAUCUACCCUGCCAUGUCUGCGCCCACUCUCAAGCUCAACCCCCCGUUCCGCGCGGAGCAGAUCGGCUCCCUGAAGCGGCCGCAGGCGUUGCUCGAGAAGCGCAAGGAGUUCGAGGCUGGGAAGUGCACGCAGGAGGAACUGCGGGUGGUCGAGGAUGAGGCGAUCAAGGCGGUCGUCCAGGUACAGCGCGAGACGGGAAUCAAGGGUAUCACCGACGGCGAGUUCAGGAGACACAUGUUCUACGACGGCGUGUUCGACAACCUGGACGGCAUGAAGCACAUCAAGCCCGUCCCCAUGCACAUGCUCAUGGACUACGUCCCCGAUGUCGCCGCGUUCAAGGAGCACGAUUUCAAGGGUGCUGACACCUACGUCUGCGUGAGUAAGCUCAAGCGGACGAAGCAGUUCUACGUGCCCCAGUACGAGGCCCUGAAGGCUCUCACCUCACCAGAGGAACACAAGAACCUGAAGAUCACGAUGGCCGCGCCUGAGUGGUUCCACCUCAGGCACGGCGAGUACGCGUACCCGAAGGAUGUGUACAAGAACGACGAUGAGUACUUCGCGGACAUCGCGGUGGCGUACCAGGCGGAGCUUCAGGACCUGUACGCGGCUGGCUGCAGGAACAUCCAGAUUGACGACCCCCUGCUCGCGUACUUCUGCGCGGAGUCCAUGAUCAAGGGUAUGGAGGAGCGCGGCAUCAACCACGAGGCGCUGCUCGACACCUACAUCAAGGCGUACAACGACUGCUUGAAGAACCGCCCCGCAGACAUGAACGUCGGCCUGCACUUGUGCCGCGGUAACUUCCGCAGCGGAAUGCACUUCAGCGAGGGGGGCUACGACCGCAUUGCGAUCAAGCUGUUCCAGGAAAUCAACGUGGACUGCUACUACCUCGAGUACGACACCCCGCGCGCGGGCACUUUCGAGCCUCUCAGGUUCCUCCCGCCGCACAAGGCGGUUGUGCUGGGGUUGAUCUCCACCAAGUUCCCGCGUCUGGAAGAGGUCGACGACCUCGUACAGCGUGUGCGCAACGCCGCGACUAUCAUCUCGGGCGGCGACGAGAAGCGCUCGUUCGAGGCCGCGCUUAACCAGAUUUGCAUCAGCCCGCAGUGCGGAUUCGCGUCGCACUCGGAGGGCAACCUGGUGGACGACCACGCGAUGCGCGAGAAGCUCGCGCUCGUCACGCGCACCGCCCGCGCCAUCUGGGGCGAGAACUAACCCACCCCAAAAAACCGCACAUCCACGCACCGCGCCCUUGCCUCCAUGAGGGGCGGCGGUGGUAGACUGGGGAUGGCGGCGGGCUCAACGCCCGCUCCGCGCGAGGGUGGAUUAUUACUUCUACUUCUGUGCUAUUGGGCACCACAGCCGGCCGAGCCAGCGCCCGGUGCCGCCCAUGUUGGCCUGAUUCAACUCGAUCCUGGGGGCGUGCAGCGAAGUGUAUUAUGUACUUGUACCAUCAUACAGAGAUGUCGAAUACCACCCAUACCUCCC